Molecule: messenger RNA, 1432 nt
Organism: Camellia sinensis
Lineage: Eukaryota; Viridiplantae; Streptophyta; Magnoliopsida; Ericales; Theaceae
Source: RefSeq, a predicted model, not a curated record
AGUUAUAUAUUAUUCCCUCCUUGCACUUAUGUUUUUAUUAUUCUUUCUAGGUUUUGUUAUGCUUUGAGCCUUUGGAUAAAAAACUAAAGUCCUUUGUAGAGUUCUCAUUUUCUUCCUCGUCCUCUUACAUAUCUCAUUUAUUAUGUCAAAAGCCUAGUUUGGCUGAUAGCCUAGUUUGUCAUUCGAAAGUUAAAAAUCCUGAUGUUGACGUUUAAUUCUGUGGACACAGAUAAAACAAUUGCCAGUAUUACUGUGACUGACAUUUUGUGCUGUUUAGUAUUGUGUAUAUACACUUAACAUAUCUUUGUUAUAUUUUAAUUUCUAUGUAUAUUUCAUAAUUGGGUUGUUUUGAGCCUCUGCUGAUGUCUGCAUUAUCACCAACAGCCUGUGGUUCUUUUUAAUUUGCUCAAUAAUGUGCCUUGACAUUACACGAUUGAUGGAGCAGGAUAGGAGAAAAAUUGAGAGUGAAUUUUUUAGCGGGAAUCUUUGUGGUGUUGCUGCAACUAAUGCCUUAGAGUUGGGUAUUGAUGUUGGACAUAUUGAUGUAACCCUGCAUCUAGGCUUUCCUGGUAGUAUCACUAGUCUGUGGCAGCAAGCUGGAAGGUCUGGGAGAAGGGAAAAGCCCUCACUUGCUGUAUAUGUUGCAUUUGAAGGGCCUCUUGAUCAGUAUUUUUUGAAGUUUCCCCAGAAACUCUUCAGGAGUUCCAUCGAGUGUUGUCAUGUUGAUCCUAAAAAUCAACAGGUGCAUGAACAACACCUGGUUUGUGCUGCGGUUGAACACUCACUGAGCUUUCUUCACAAUGAGACUUAUUUUGGUCCUCGCAUAAAGAAUGCCGUAAUGGCACUUAAAACUAAAGGAUACUUGAUUGCUGAUCCCUCACGAGAUUCUCCUAACAGAAUUUGGAGUUACAUUGGGCAUGAGAAAAUGCCUUCUCAUAAUGUUAGUAUACGAGCAAUUGAAACUGAGAAGUACAAAGUAAUUGUCAAGCAAAAGAAUGAAGUCCUUGAAGAGAUUGAGGAAAGCAAGGCUUUCUUUCAGGUAGAAUGAUUAUGAGUUUUGAUGGGAAUUAUUAUAUUGAUAUAUGGCAAUUCAUAUUUAUGCAUGGUAAGACUUUUGCUGUUGUAGAUCUUUGGAGUGUUUUUUGUGCAUGGUUGACUUCUAGUCUAAUUAUGUUCGGAUUCUUUACACUUUUUGCAAUUUUAUUUAUUUAUUUUUAUUUUGCUGAGCCAACUACAUUUCAUGCCUUUUUUUCUCCAAUUGCCUCUCAAUCUUUCAGGGUCUUUUUGCCCAAGGAUGUUAUCUGCCUAUUUCUUUUAAAUAAUAAUCGUACUUCAUACUUGGUUCUUCAGAUUAUUUUCCAUUAUUCUAAAAAAUAAAAAUUUAGUUGGUCUAUGCAGUUACAAUGGUAACCUAAUAAUUUUUUUUGAUCUU